This is a messenger RNA of Cladocopium goreaui, 345 nucleotides long. NCBI's taxonomy places the organism in Eukaryota, Dinophyceae, Suessiales, Symbiodiniaceae. The record is from the annotation of a GenBank genome assembly.
AUGACCACGCUCGCAGACGCCAGAUGCCUGGAAUCGCCACUUGACUCCUGGUUGGAAGAGCUCCUAGGGGACGCCACAGUGCUGAUGAUGGGAUGGGGCAAUCCCGAUCUGCUGGGAUACGUCUUCAAGGUCUUCGCGCCCAGAUUUACUGCCAAGAUCAUCAAACGUGUCAGAGAGGGAUCUUUGAAACUCGGCAGCGACAUGGGGUGCUGCUUUCUUGCAUGCUUUCCUGUGCGUAUCAAGCUCCUGUUGCGGGACAUGCGCGGUCUUCAGCUAGCGGGACGCUGUGCGGUGCGCCCCCACUGGAACAACAGCGACAGGCGCGCAGUCGGUGAUAGUCGGUGA